AUAACUUUACCUUAGUCUUUUAUUUAUUUUUUAAAAAAUCCUAUAGGCUGUAUACUCUAUGGUAAUUUGUGUCUGAUAACACCUGUGUUAAUACUUGGUAUAAUAAGGAAAAUCUGCCUUCACUGUUAAAUCAGUUUUGAUUAUGUGUAGAAUAUGGUAUACAAAGUAAUACUUUAAUAUAUACAACUGCUCAUAUGCCAUCAAUAAGAUCUCAUCCUCCAGACUUGUGAAUUCUUGGAAAAAAUUGCUUCCACAUGUUUCUAAAACUACUUAAGGUUUUGACUGGUUGGUGGUCCAUUGAUUCUAAAUAUGUGACCUGUCAAAACGCCAUCUUUAAACUCCAGUGAUGCAUAGAGGCUUGGAAUUAGGCAGGGCUGAAUUUAUUACAGAACAAAGGGAGGUGAUGAUUAACACACCCAUCCGAGCAGUAGGGGGGAAAAUAAUCCUUGAAUGGAUUAGAUGCCACGAUCCUAAAACCACAUUCUCUGAGUGUUGGGUCCUUGCCCAGAAACGGGGAGAGGCCAAACACUGAUGCCUUUUAAAUGACAGGGUAUCUCCAUGGGACUCUGCUCAGGGACACUGGGGCAGAGAGUUGAGGGUCAGCUGGGAAAAAGCCUUUCUCUUGUGAUCUAUCAGAGUUGAGGAUGUAGACUCGCUCUGUGUGCAGUAAUCUUCAAAAUGGACAGCCCACCUGAUUAGUGUUCUACAGUUAUUUGUCUGGGUGGGCAUUACAUUGAAAUGUGAAUAAAUGGGACUUAAUUUUUUUCUAACCAGAAUUAGCAUAACUUUUAUUUUUGGAUUUUAGGCUACUUUCAAGACUGGCAUAGAGGCUGCCAGUUAGUGUACAUCACUCUUCUAAGUCAAGUUAUAGAUGGGUGUUCUCUGUUCACUGGCAAGCUCUUGUAGAUUCUGAGCACUCCCAGGAUGUAUUUUCAGGGAAACUUAUAAGAAUAGUCUAUGAACAGAGCACUAAACUCAUCUUCUGAUUGAUUUUCCUUUUGCUCUCUCCUUUGCUGUGCAGUGCAAGCUGCAUAAAAAUCCAGUUUUUAAAAAUAGCACUGUAUACUAGCAUUGAUGGAGACCUACUCUCUCAGAAGAGGCCUCCAGUAGAAGGGUGCCCCCUUGAGAGGGAAAGAGGCCAUCAGAAGACAGUUGUUUUGAUUCCAGUUCCCUGAGAGGAGGAGGAGGACUUGAAUCACAAGCCCAGGUGCUCAGGAAAUCUCCUGUCACUCUGUGAUGGGCUGGAACAUGGUGCCAUGUCCGAAGCUUCUAAAUACAGUUCAGGCUGGGUCAUCAUGACAGAUGCUGAACUGGCACUGCUACGGGAAUUGAAGUGGGAACUCUGACAGUGUUUAAAUGCCAUGGCCUCUGGGCUCAAAGUCUUCCUAGGCCAGGACAGGGAGAGGCGGUGCAGAGUUAUGGAGAAGACGAUAGGAACAACUUUGGCAAGGAAAUCCUGCUGCCUCGGCGACACUACCACUCCUUCAGAAGGCAACAGACACCCAACAACACACCAGCUAUUUUAGAAGCUGUCAGUUUCUGAAUUGCUGACACACUUGGAGGACACUGUCUCUUCAAGGGUCAUUCUGACCCUUCAAGAUUCAGAGCAGAGCACUGGUUCAGACUCUGAGGUACUCACCGAGCGGACUUCCUGCUCCUUCAACACUCACCCUGAUCUGGCCUCAAGUGCUGCAGGCCCUGUGCCUGCUGCCAUGUCUUCCAUGGAGGAGAUCCAGGUGGAGCUGCAGUGUGCUGACCUGUGGAAGAGGUUCCACGAUAUUGGAACGGAAAUGAUCAUCACCAAAGCAGGCAGGAGGAUGUUUCCUGCCAUGAGAGUAAAAAUCACUGGCCUAGAUCCACACCAGCAGUACUAUAUAGCAAUGGACAUUGUACCUGUGGACAAUAAAAGAUACAGAUAUGUGUAUCAUAGCUCCAAGUGGAUGGUGGCUGGAAAUGCUGAUUCCCCUGUGCCUCCACGAGUUUAUAUACACCCUGAUUCUCUAGCUUCUGGAGACACCUGGAUGAGACAGGUGGUCAGUUUCGACAAGCUCAAGCUAACCAACAAUGAAUUGGAUGAUCAAGGACAUAUCAUUCUGCACUCUAUGCACAAAUACCAGCCUCGAGUUCAUGUGAUUCGCAAGGAUUUCAGCAGUGACCUUUCACCCACCAAGCCUGUCCCUGUGGGGGAUGGGGUCAAAACGUUCAAUUUUCCUGAGACCGUGUUCACCACAGUCACAGCAUAUCAGAACCAGCAGAUCACCAGAUUAAAAAUUGACCGAAACCCUUUUGCUAAAGGAUUCAGAGAUUCUGGGAGAAACAGAACCGGACUUGAAGCCAUCAUGGAGACUUACGCGUUCUGGAGACCUCCUGUGCGCACACUCACCUUUGAGGAUUUCACCACCAUGCAAAAGCAGCAAGGAGGCAGCACAGGCACUUCUCCAACCACCUCCAGCACUGGGACACCAUCCCCUUCGGCUUCUUCUCACCUGUUAUCUCCAUCCUGUUCUCCUCCAACUUUUCACCUGGCCCCCAACACCUUCAAUGUGGGCUGCCGAGAGAGCCAGCUGUGUAAUCUAAACCUCUCUGAUUACCCACCAUGUGCCCGAAGCAACAUGGCUGCCUUGCAGAGCUACCCGGGGCUGAGUGACAGUGGCUACAACAGGCUCCAGAGUGGCACCGCUUCAGCCACUCAGCCCUCCGAGACCUUCAUGCCUCAGAGGACUCCAUCCCUGAUCUCAGGAAUACCAACUCCUCCCUCGUUGCCUAGCAACACCAAGAUGGAAGCUUACGGUGGCCAGCUGGGGUCCUUCCCCACUUCCCAGUUUCAGUAUGUCAUGCAAGCAGGCAAUGCUGCCUCCAGCUCCUCCUCACCACACAUGUUUGGGGGCAGCCACAUGCAGCAGAGCUCCUACAAUGCCUUCUCCCUCCACAACCCUUACAACCUCUAUGGAUACAACUUUCCCACCUCCCCUAGGCUAGCUGCAAGCCCAGAAAAACUGAGCGCCUCUCAAAGCACUUUACUCUGUUCUUCUCCUUCCAACGGGGCCUUUGGCGAGAGGCAGUACCUGCCCACGGGGAUGGAGCACAGCAUGCACAUGAUUAGCCCUUCGCCCAAUAAUCAGCAGGCAAGCAAUGCUUGUGAUGGCCGGCAGUACGGGGCGGUCCCAGGCUCCUCCUCCCAGAUGUCUGUACACAUGGUUUAAAGGCCACGGAGCCCACAGCAGUCAAGACCCCAGAGUCUCCAUGGGCAGAUCCUCCUAUCUGGGAGCCCAACACCUUUGGAAAACAGGAACUUUGUAUUUUGUUUGCUGGUUUGUUUUUCUGGAGGAGGAAGACGCAUACACAAGAGCAACAAGAGACACUUGUAGGCCACUGAAGGAUACUUGCGGUGCAUCAUCCACAACUCAGUGGUCCUUCUCCUGCCUUCCCAAACCUUAGUGUAAAGCAUAGUCUAUGCCAGAGUGGCCUUUGAAGUGACUGAAUCAUCAUUUUAUAAUAAUGUUAAGGGAGAUGCUAGCGUGUAGCAGCCAUGAAAAGUUACACACACAGACCUACCUAUACAUGCACACACGUGUAUUCGUACAUAAACUUGUGCAAACACAAACAUACAUGUACCCCGACUCUGAACUGGGUGAACUCUGUGCAGGGAGGCCCAGAAUGGGUGCUUUCACCAAGAAUUUGUUGAUGUACAACACUAGAUGGACUGGGCCGGCCGUUGCUGCCAGCCUUUCUCCCCUGCAGCUUGCCGUGCUUCUGGAAUGAACCAUGUAUCCUGGAAUCCUUACCCAUUGAUGAAGGUGGGACGACAUCAGUUACAACUGGACUUGGCUUCCUGACAAAGAUCGCUCUUAAUCUCUGGCUGUCUGCACUCCCUGUGCCAGCAUUGACGUUCCCAGUGGUGCCUGUGAAAGAGGGAGUCAGGGCAGCUGAGCAGGACAGAAAGAAAGAGAAAGAAUAGAGGGCAGGACUGAGUUGGUGAGCAGGACUGGGAAAGUGUGAGCAAUGGUGGGAGUUUUGAUUCACCAAGGAAAUGUGGUUUUGGUUUGUUCUCCCACCUGCAGGUUAUAGGAAGAAUCUUGGCAUUACUGAAGAGUGAACCUCCCAGGGACACUGUAUGGUCAGGGCACUGCGGGAAGGGACUGGAGCAAGUAGUGCUACCUGAUCCCACAUGACAGAUGUGACCCAGAAGGGAGGCGCGCCACGUGGGAAGUGCUGAUUCCACAGCAUGCAGCCUGGCAGGGGAAGGGGACUAGGAGUGUGAAGAAGGAAGAGUUUUACCAUCCCCUCAGAUGACACCGAGAGCAGUGGCAGUAGUGGCCUGGUCUCCGCAUGCCAGAUCCAGACGCCCGCCCUGGACCUCCUGCCUGCUAGCCCCUGUGGCGGGAGAAAUCCUAUCUUGGUCCAGGGAAUCGCAGAUGGAUCUUCUCCACUCUUCCACCUGCCCUUAGAUCUCCAUUUUUAUCAAAUAGUUCUUUGCAUUUUGAAGUUUGGGUUUUUUUCUUUUAUUUUUCAUUUUCCCUUCAAAUCCUUUAAUGAUAAGCAAACAAGUGAAGCUUGGUGCAAGCUACAAUUUUUAAAUGGUGUGGAAAUGCAAAUAAUACCAAGUAAAAUAAUACAGAUAUUAUUGAGAUUUGUGGUUUUGAAGUGUUGUAGAUAAAUGUAUUUAUGUGCCUAGUGGGGAAUCCAAUAUUAUGAAUAUUAAAAAGGGGGCAAUAAAAGGGUAUGUAAAAUAUGUAUGAAGAAAAGGUGUAUAAAAAUUUGCCCUUAUGCACGGAACUCUGUUUCUAAGUGCCAAGCACAGAAAGCCGCUAAAUAAAACCUUUGCAAUUGUG
Molecule: messenger RNA, 4832 nt
Organism: Oryctolagus cuniculus (rabbit)
Lineage: Eukaryota; Metazoa; Chordata; Mammalia; Lagomorpha; Leporidae
Gene: TBX15
Product: T-box transcription factor 15
Biological process (GO): regulation of transcription by RNA polymerase II; positive regulation of DNA-templated transcription; cell fate specification
Cellular component (GO): nucleus; chromatin
Molecular function (GO): DNA-binding transcription factor activity, RNA polymerase II-specific; RNA polymerase II cis-regulatory region sequence-specific DNA binding
Source: RefSeq, a predicted model, not a curated record